ACCCUCGGUCCGCUGCCCCUCUCCCCGUGACCGCCCACGCCGCACCGCUGAACCUCCGAGGUUUCCCACCCGAGAGCAUGCGCCCAGAGGAAUACGAGCAAAAGAAGCUUGCGGACCGGGCGUUCUUCUCGAGUGCGGCUGGUCAGCGUCGGCAUUCGAGCGAGUAAACAGACCGAGAUGCCUUCUCGCGACCCAGAUAAGCUGACGCGUUGCGUGCAAAUGGGGAGUCUGAUCUGGGUUUCCCACGCAGAUGGCGGUAGAUAGGUAAUUGCGAAAAGAGGAGGAGCACGAACACCACCUUGUUGGGCCUUGGCCCGCAUGAUCUUGGGAGGCUCGGAUACUGGGUGACAGAGUUCUGAUUUCCAGGGAAUUAGAGUUGUGUGGGACUGGCUUGGGCUCUGAUGCAGAGGCACUAAUUCAUGAUAAAACGGGGGCGAUCAAGCACAAGUGCAGUACAU
Molecule: messenger RNA, 458 nt
Organism: Mycena citricolor
Lineage: Eukaryota; Fungi; Basidiomycota; Agaricomycetes; Agaricales; Mycenaceae
Source: the annotation of a GenBank genome assembly